AUGCCCAAAUCCGGCUUCGACCCGCAGCGUCACCAGCGCAAACUUCAUCGUCACAACCCGCUCUCCAAGUCCGGCUCAGCUUCGGCAUCCAGUAGCGCACAUGCCUCUCCUGCGUCGGCCUCUUCCGCCACUCUCGAUGCGCUUCAACAAGCGACGAAAAUCGUCAACGGGAGCAGCAACAGCGUUGCUAGCAGCAGCACUCCCGGCAAAUCAUCAGCGCCUGCAAACGAUAUCGUUCCUCUGCUCGCCAACCUCCCCGCUCCCGACAAUGCUGCGUCAACAGCCGCAUCCAUCAACCUAGCCGACAAAGUAUGGUCGCUCGCUUCGGUAUCGCUGCUCCUCACAGUCAGCCCAACUCAGUCGGCAUCCGAGGUCAAACACCACCGCAAACUUCUGCUCUCUCACAAUCUCGUCGGUAGACUCUUGCUGGCUCUCCAAUCACACACCGAAGUCGAUGUGAGGCGCGAAGCGAGCGGUGCACUUCGCAACCUCUGCGUCGACUCUGGCAUCGAUGUUCGCAAUGAGGUCGCUAACAAGGGCGGCAUUCCGAUCAUCCUCUCGGCCAUGAGGUGGGCGAGCAACGCGCUUGGUUUCGAUGCUUCCUCCAGCAACCCUGCCAUGUCGUUUGUCGACGACACUCCGACACUGGAGCAGGAUCUCGAGGCCAAGCGGGCUCUACUCGCUAAGCCGCUCGAUAAGCUCAACAAGAAGGAGAAGAGACACGCUGCCAAGCUGGCUGCUGCACUCGGAAAGUCAUUGGAUCAGGUCGCUGGUCAAGGCUUGUCUGCGGAAGAUGAGCAGAAGCUGUUGUCUUCCAGCAGCAAUGCGGGAGGAAAUGAUGCGAUGGACACCUCCAACGCCGCUGCUGGCAAUGGGCACAGGGGAGAGCCUUUCCUCGCCCUGGACUCCAACACUCGAAAAGGAUUGCUCGAGAUGGCAGAGAACCUCGUCACCGUCGUAUGGUGCUUGUGCGAGUCAGGCGACAAGGCUUUCGCCAAGCUCGUCACAUGGAAGUGGCUCGAUCAGGACGUCGUCGGUGCCACCCACGAUAUCGCUGACGAGCUCAAUGGCCAAGCACUCGCAUCAUGGCUUUCCUCCGCUGUCGCACUCGGUUCAAGAGCCGCUGGCGUGUUGUCCACCGCAGGAUCGGAUGGAGCGCGUGCAUCUUCCUCCGCGGCAGAGACGCUCAAUGUAUUGACAAACGAAGAGCUUUCUCUGCUGCUCGACCUCGCUCUGGCUUCCGGUAACGCUCUGUGCGCUUUGACCGACGGCGGCGAAGCAGACUUUGUCGAUGGAUUGCUCGCACGGCCAUCCCCGACACCUGCCGCUGCCUCGAAGUCCAGCAAGAAGAAAGGUCCGAAACCCAGCAGCCUCGCGUCACUACCCGUCCCACAGUCUCUCGACCAGCAGCCAGCCUCAACCACCCGCUGCCUCUCCUCCAUCCAGACCGCCAUCACCCUCCUCCAAGCAUGCGUCCAAACCGACCAGGCCAACAUCGACAAGCUCAAACGCUACGUCCUCUCCCAAUCCACCAUGCUCGGCGUCCUCUCCGCCGGCGUAUUCCGCAACAUUGCCGCCGCCGUCGAUUCCAAAGCUGCUUCCGCCAGGCGUUCCAAAUCGCGCAAACGUGCCGACGCCGCCGACACGACGAUGACGAGUUCCACCAUCUUUGUCUCAUCCUCAUCCAGCGGAACUCCGCUCAAGAAGUUCGAAGAGUCCGUCAUCCUACCCACGCUCACCCAGCUGCUCUCCGGUGUGGACAUGACCAAGCUCGCGCACGACCUGGAUGGACGUGGAGAUGUGGCAGAGGUUGUUUCGCUCGAUUCUGCAGCACAGAAGGAAUCGGACGAGUCGGUGAUCAGGGCCAAGAUGCAGGGAAAAGCGGAGGAGAAGGCGCAGACGCUGAUGCUCGCGUUGGAGGUUCUUGCCGAGAUGGCGGGUUGUUUCGACUCUGCUGCUGGUGGAGAGGAUGAUGGUGGGGAGGAAGAGUGGUUGGAGGAUCCAGAUGCUGAGGAUGAAGACGAAGAGAUGGAUUUUGGUGAUGAGGAUGAUGAUGGUGUGGUGGGUGACUCAGAUGGCGAUGCGAAAGAAGAUGAUGAUAUGGGCGUCAGCUCGAACCCGACGACGACUACGGAUACGUUCGCAGACGCAGUCAAACGCACCGGAACCCUUCCUUUCGAAGCCUACGCUCCCAUCCUCUGCCACAUCGUCUCCACCAACACCCUCACCUCCGCACUCCUCACCCUAUCCCGACCAUUCGAAGCAUCGUUCCCCUCGCUCACGUCCACCUCUUUGGAGUCCGACAAACCAACAUCCAGCCUCCUCCGCGCGCUCCACUCGCGCUCCCUCUCCGUCCUCAACAACCUCCUCCUCCGCCUCGCGACCUUUUCCCCCCUACCCCCCUCCCAACCCGUCACUGAUCCCAAAACGCAACGUCGCAUCUCGGCGUUCCGAACGUGGAUCGAAGCGCAACCUCAGCACGACCUGCUCGAGGGCGUCUGGACGACGGUGUUCGAGAUCGCAAAAGGGUGUGCUAGUGUUCCUGCUGUUGCGAGUUUCACUGGCGACCGGUCCGCGGAUGUGGGAGCUUCCGGGGGUGAGGGUGUGGAUGGGUUGACCAUGGUGGAAACGUGCAUCGGGUGCAUGUUCUCCCUCGCCCGACUGUUCUCCGGAACCCUACCCCUUUCGCCCACCCAAACCGUAGCCGACGCGACCUCCGUCGAGUCCGAAAUCAUCUCCGCCCUAACCACCUCCUACACCACCUCUCUCUCGGACCCUCUCCGAUCGAAAACCAUCCUCACCCUGUCCACCAUCGCCCGUUCUCCGCAGAUCCACCCAACGCUCAACGCGUACAUCGGAAACUUUCUGCUCAACAUCCUCGAAUCCUGCGCCACUGGUUCCACGACGCCGGAGUCGAUGCUAGCUGCGAUCAAUGGGAUUAUCGACGUGUAUGCCGAUGAAACCAGUCACUACGAUGCGGUGUUCAGGGAGGGCAAGUUCGCAGAGAGGUUGAGGGCGACGGUGUACGGGUGCAAAGCGUUGGUCAAGAAGGUGGAUCGGAGGAAGCAGGUUAGUUUGAGGGAAGGCGUGGAGGAAGCGGUGCAGAAUUUGAUGGGUUUCGUAGAGUAUAGGUUGGCGUUGAAGUUCUAA
Molecule: messenger RNA, 3150 nt
Organism: Pseudozyma hubeiensis SY62
Lineage: Eukaryota; Fungi; Basidiomycota; Ustilaginomycetes; Ustilaginales; Ustilaginaceae
Exons: 1
Coding region: 1-3150 (1049 amino acids)
Biological process (GO): protein import into nucleus; ribosomal large subunit biogenesis
Source: RefSeq, a predicted model, not a curated record